This is a messenger RNA of Triticum urartu, 4408 nucleotides long. Its product is annotated as protein ETHYLENE-INSENSITIVE 2. Gene Ontology annotation, molecular function: cadmium ion transmembrane transporter activity; manganese ion transmembrane transporter activity. Gene Ontology annotation, biological process: manganese ion transport; ethylene-activated signaling pathway; iron ion transmembrane transport. The record is from RefSeq and is a predicted model, not a curated record. NCBI's taxonomy places the organism in Eukaryota, Viridiplantae, Streptophyta, Magnoliopsida, Poales, Poaceae. Gene Ontology annotation, cellular component: plasma membrane.
CCUCUGUUUUUCCCCACUUUGCCCCCACCCCACCCCUCGCGGGGGCGGCGGCGAGGCCACCCAUCACCGCAUUGCCUACUUCUUCCCCGCCCCGGCUUCCCGCUCGUCUCGUCUCGGCUCGGACUCCCACGCCACCCAACGCCACGCCGUCGCGCUCGAACCCUCUCUCCGCGGAGCACGCCGGCUCGAAGGAGCUCCGAGCGGAGACCCCUGCGAGCUUGCUCGACUGCUGCUUCAGAGCCGAUAUUUCUAUAUGGCAAUGGGCGCUCUGACCCUUCCAGUUCUCUGUGAAUCUGUCUGCGGCGCGGUGGAGUGGAGUACUCUCUUCAUUUUUUCCAACCAAGUCGUUGGUUCACUUCAAGGUGGUUUCGCCAGAUUUGUACAGAUAGUUUGAUUGGAGUGUUCGGGCCUGAGGAAUCGGGUAAACAGCUGGGCGUGAUUCUUGGUGAUAUUCCAUGGAAGCCGUGCACGGUAUACAGUCCCUGGCUUCAGGAGACGGCCACCACCACCUUUCCCGGACCCUUGGGCCGGCGCUGCUGAUCUCCGUGGGCUAUAUUGAUCUUGGCAAGUGGGUGGCCACGGUCGACGCCGGGGCUCGGUUUGGGUACGACCUCGUGCUGCUGGUGCUGCUUUUCAACUUCUCAUCGGUUCUGUAUCAGUACAUGUGCACCUGCAUCGGCAUGGUCACCGAGAAGAAUCUCGCACAGAUCUCCGACCAGGAGUACAGUCGGUUCAUAUGUGUCGGCCUUGGUGUCCAGGCAGGAUUGUCUUUGCUUACUUCAGAACUAACCAUGAUUUCAGGCAUAGCAGUUGGAUUCAACCUUGUAUUUGAUCACGAUGAUCUCAUCACAGGCAUCAUUUUUGCAUGCGUUGUAAUUAACCUGCUGCCGUAUCUCUUAUCCCCUCGGGACAAGAGGAUGUCUGGAACGUUAAAUGCUUGCAUAGCGGGCUUUACGAUCCUUUGUUUUGUGCUUGGUUUGUUAAUCAGUCAACCAGAGAUACCUCUCCAUGUGAAUGUGAUGUUCCCCAAGUUGAGUGGUGAAAGUGCUUACUCACUGAUGGCACUUAUGGGUGCAAACAUAAUAUCACACAAUUUUUAUGUUCACUCAUCAGUUGUUCAGGUUCAAAAGAGGUCUCAUGUUCUUACCCUUCGUACUCUGUUUCAUGACCACCUUUUUUCUAUAUUAUUCAUUUCUACUGGAGUUUUUCUUGUGAACUAUGUUCUGUUGAGCUCAGCGGCAUCGGAAUCUAGUCACAAUGUGAUCCACUCCUUUCAUGAUGCUGUAGAUCUGAUGAACCAGAUAUUUACAAAUCCCAUGGCUCCACUUGUGUUACUAGCGGUUCUUCUCUUUUCGAGCCACAUUAUUUCGUUGACAUGUGUUAUCGCCAGUCGUGCAGUUAUGGAGAAUUUCUUUGGUGCAAAUCUGUCUCUUUCUGCGCAUCAUGUGCUACUCAAGGUUCUUUCCAUGAUUCCUACUAUCUAUUGUGCAAAAGUAGCAGGCUCCGAAGGGAUAUAUCAGUUACUCAUUCUUUGUCCAGUAAUCCAGGGCAUGACCCUGCCCUCCUCUGCUAUUCCUGUUUUCCGUAUUGCCUCAUCACGGUCAAUGAUGGGCAACUACAGGAUAUCUCUGUACGUUGAAAUACUAGCCUUCCUUGCAUUUCUUCUUAUGUUGUUCACAAAUAUCAUUUUCGCGGCCGAAAUCAUGUUCGGUGACAGCAGCUGGACAAACAACCUGAAAGGGAACACUGAAAGCCCUGUCAUAAUUCCACAUGCUGUACUAAUUCUAAUGUCUUGUGCGUCUAUUGCUUUUACACUCUUCCUGGCUGUGACUCCAAUAAAAUCAGCCAGUAGUGAAGCUGAAACUCAUGAGUGGUCUGUGCACUCUCCGAGAGAAGCACUGGGCACCACUCAUCACAGAGAAGAUACUUAUCCGGAAUAUAUUGCGCGCGAAGAAAUUCAAAGGUAUUCUGUUGAUGCUGUUCCAAAGGAUUCAUUGGGAAGUCAUAAGAAAUCAGCUUUGGAGCAUACUGACAGUUCUGAAACCACUGCAGAAUCCGAUAACGGGGCUCGACAAUCAACUGCUCAUAUGGCGACUAUUCCUGAGGCUGACUCCUUAGCGCCCUGCAACCUCGAGGAGUCAAAAUCAGUUGUUAGGGUUGACUUUACAGAGUCAACUACAAAGGUUUCUACUGCCAUGGUAGUAGAACAAAGUUCAGCAGAGAAUAUCAAAAUGAAGAGCACGGCUGAGAAAGAUGUCGAAGUUGAAGCAGAUGUUUGCACAGACAAGGACAAUGAGACUUCACAUAAUGUGAGCUCCAGUAAUAAGUCCACUGGAGGCAAAGCACCCUCUUCAUCUUCCAGUGAUCCACCAUCCCUUGCUAUGAGCAGGUAUAAAGAAGCUGAUGCUAUCAGUGGCAGUAGUGGCCUCUCAAGGCAGCCUGGUUUGGGCCGUGCUGCAAGGAGACAGUUAGCAGCUAUUCUUGAUGAGUUCUGGGGGCAUCUUUUUGAUUAUCAUGGUAAGUUGACACAAGAAGCUAAUUCUGAAAGGAUCAACCUUUUGCUAGGACUGGACUUGGGAGUAGAUGGUUCAGCUGGGAGAACGGAUAACCAAAACACUCAAGCUUCCAAGAACCCCUUAGCGAGAGAUACAGUGCCAGGAUCAGGCAUCUCUAGCCCAUACUUGUCUUUUGGGCUUCAGAUGGGUGCCAUGGGGUCAUCAGCCUGGUCACAGAGCAUGCAUUUACCAAACACAGACGCUCUGAGUUCAAGCAGCACGUUUCUUGACCAAAAUGCAAAAGAAAUCACGAAUUAUGAUGGGGCACCUUACUGUGAUAACCAGUUGUGUCAGCCUGCUACCAUUCAUGCUGGGUAUCAGCUAGCAAACUAUCUAAAAGUGAUAGAUGCAAGUCGGCGUUCACGUUCCAGCAUUCCACUGAAGGCACAGCGACCUCCUAUAUCUUCUGAAUCCGCUGGUUCCAACUAUGCUGGCUCUGCUAUUCGUUCAUUUGGUUCUACCACUUUGCAGAACCCAACAAUGAGCGGCUUAAGUACAAUGAUGGUAGGAAGAUCGUAUUACGAUCCCACUACCAUUCUUGGUGGUGGCUCAUCUGCUUACCCAAAGAAGUACCAGAGCUCACCCGAUAUAUCUGCUGUAAUUGCUGCAAGCAGGAAUUCACUGUUGAAUAAAGCAAAUAUGGGCAGUGCUGCUGGAAAUCAGUCAUAUCUUAGUAGGGUGGCAUGUGAAAAAUCACGUGAUGUGGACGCAGCAAACAUGUUACAGAGCUCUAUGCAGUCGAGUAUGAACACCAAACCAGCAUCACUUUGGUCCCGGCAACCAUUUGAACAACUGUUUGGUGUGCCGAGUGCAGAGUUGAAUAAUAGGAGCGAGGUGAACACCGAGCGCAGAUCAAAUGUCACCAAGGAUGAUUUCUCAUACAAGGAAUCCGAAGCAAAGCUUCUCCAGUCUCUUAGGUUUUGCAUCAUGAAGCUCUUAAAGCUGGAAGGGUCGAGAUGGCUUUUUAGGCAGAAUGGUGGUCGUGAUGAAGAUCUAAUUGACCAAGUCGCUGCAGCUGAGAGAGUUUCACAAGAAACCACAAAUGGCAUGGACGUUAAUUGCAUGCACGGACAGCUCAAUUGUGGUGGUGAUUGUGUUUGGCAGGCUUCCCUGGUUGUUAGUUUUGGUGUCUGGUGUAUCCGUCGGGUGCUUGACCUGUCCCUUGUGGAAAGUAGGCCAGAACUUUGGGGCAAGUAUACUUAUGUUCUCAACCGUCUUCAGGGGAUCCUCGAUCCUGCAUUUUGUAAGCCUCGGAAACCCGUCACCGGGUGCUCAUGCCUCGAGAAAGCACGUCUGGUCGCCAAGCCGAUGCCCGCCACCUUCACCGCCAUAGCUGACAUCUUGCUGUUGAUCAAAGAUGUGGAGCAAGCCGUUUCGGGCCGGAGGGGUCGAAGCGGCACGGUGGCAGGAGAUGUUGCCUUCCCUAAAGGGAAGGAAAACCUUGCUUCUGUGCUCAAGCGAUACAAGCGUAGGCUCUGGAGCAACAAGCCACCUGCCGGACCAUAGCUGUCAGUCAGCCUCUCACCAAGCCUCUGUAGACUGUAGGGUUCUUGUUACCACUGCUUCUUCUCGUAUAUUGGGUUUUUCUGCUGCAUGCCGUACGCCUGGAGGCUUUUCGAUCUUGGUUCAGUAAUGGCAAUCGACUGUAACUGGUUUUGCCCAUAUAAUGGCAAUUCACUCUGGUUUUUCCCAUAUAAUGGCAAUUGCAUAGUGUUCUACAAGGGCAAGGUGUGAACGGUCACUGUAGCUGCUUCGAGCGAGAUGUACAAAAAAUCGUUGGUAGUUUGUUGAAGUGGCUCUGUAAAUUUGACUGUAACUCAAAUUCCUCUUGUGGCUAAAUCUUUGUAUUUCAA